ACAGUUUACUGAUCAACUUGAUUUCUCACAAUAAUUGUUAUUAAGGCAACCAAGGCAAUGCAGGACAUAGAGAUGCCGGAUUAUAUUAAUGAGCGACCAAGACAUGAGGAGGAGGACAGAGGGGAAACAAAUCAAUCAGCAGAGAGAAGACCCUGCCAGCUGCUUCUCCUAAGCUUUGGCCUUCUGUGUAUUAUACAAGUCGCUCUCAAUAUUUCCCUACGCCUCACAUCGAACUCAAGCAAGGAAUCAACUUUCUCGGACUGCAACAAAACUCAUUUUGGUGACCACAACAAGGUGAAGGAGGUGCAGAUUAAUUGUGAGCAAAUGAUGACUAAUAAUUGCAACAAAUUACAAGAAAGAUUCAACGCCUUGACCAGAGACAGAGACCUGCUUCAAAACAGAAACAGUGAGCUCACCAACAAGAUAAAGGAUGUGGAGGAGGAGAGGGACAGACUGAGCAUGAGGCUGAGAGAGCUUGUCAGGACUGUGCCGAUGCGCUCUCCUCAGCUUUCAUGUCAGUGUCCUGAAGGAUGGAGGGAGAUCAACUCCAUAUGUUACUUUCUCUCCAGCGAGAGUAAGACAUGGAAAGAAAGCAGAAAGUACUGUCAGAAUAAAAGUGCUGACUUGGUGGUGAUCAACAGCGAACAGGAACAGAAGGAACUGUACCGUCUGGAUGGGGAUAAUGAUCUUCUGUUCUGGAUUGGUCUGCGUUACACAGCUGGGACCUUUAAAUGGGUGGAUGGAUCUGCCCUGACCAAACCAUUUUGGCAGAGAGGCCAGCCGGAUCAUGGUGGACCCAACAACAGAGAGGACUGUGUGGAGAUGUAUCACUCCAACCCAGUGCUGGCCAGCUGGAAUGACGCCCCCUGUGGACAAAAGCGGCGCUGGUUGUGUGAAAGAGAUCCAUGUACCGAUUCAUAGUAGACGCUCACAUUUUAGAAAGUCUGAAUAAAAGCUGAUGCAACAAUGCAUAAUAACAUCAGUGAAAACUUAAAUAUGAAGGAAUAAAAUAAGCAAAUCUCAUUGAGAAUAAAAAAACAGCAAUAAUUUGAGGUAAUGUGAACACAGUUACAUCUACUUUGUGCAACUGAUAAAUAUAUAAAUAAAUGUAUGUUAAAGAGACAUCUACUCUAUUUAGUAGCUUGUUUAGCAUUAAGUUAGCACUGUCUUGGCAAUUUUAGCUGAAACUUGGAGAUACAGCGUAUCUUCCUGUUUUCUAUUUUUUGUCUGGUGGGUUUGGAUGCUGAGUUACAGAGCCACUGUCUUUUCACAGAUCCAAAAUCUUUGAAAGUCACAACAUUCAUCAUUCCAGCUGUUUUCCUUUCAUAGUGCUUUAUUUCUGUGCAGUCUUCAUCUCCGCCACCUGGCAUACCAUUAGUCUUGGACAUAAUAUGCACACAUGCACCUUUGACCUGUACAGGUUUUCCAUAUUUAUGGAAGUGCAAUACUUCACUGAAGUAUCGGAAAUUAAAGGCAAAAACGUAUCCUUUCUUUCAUUGGUCCGACCCAACUUAAUUGAACUCCAGGUGUAAAAGUGACCAAAAUCGCCCAGUACUGUGCUGUAACAGCUUUCAUCUGUGCUUAAUAUAUUUGUAUGAAAAAGUAUUAAA
This is a messenger RNA of Thunnus maccoyii (southern bluefin tuna), 1610 nucleotides long. RefSeq names its product asialoglycoprotein receptor 1-like. The transcript is spliced from 7 exons. Bases 58 to 921 code for a protein of 287 amino acids. Lineage: Eukaryota; Metazoa; Chordata; Actinopteri; Scombriformes; Scombridae. The record is from RefSeq and is a predicted model, not a curated record.